Linum trigynum is the source of this 753-nucleotide messenger RNA. Lineage: Eukaryota; Viridiplantae; Streptophyta; Magnoliopsida; Malpighiales; Linaceae. The record is from the annotation of a GenBank genome assembly.
AUGAUCUGGAAUGCUGGUGGCGACGACGUCAUCACUACCGAGGGCUAUAACUACUACUCCUACCAGCAGCAGCUGGGACUGGGCGGCGGUCAAUUCGUUGACCAUGGAUUAGGUCAAGCAGCAGAACUACUCCACGCUCCUGCUCCUGCUGGUGGGAGCAGCGGUGGACAUGGUGAUGAUCAGGAUGGAAGUAAGAAAAAGGCGGUGAACCGGAAGGAGAUCGAACGGCAGAGAAGGAAGCAGAUGUCGACCCUCCAUUCCUCCCUCAUUUCCCUCUUGCCACACCACUCCCUCAAGGGAAAGCGGUCGAUGUCGGAUCACAUGGGGGAGGCGGUGAAUUACAUCAAGCACUUGGAGAGCAACAUCGGGGAGUUGAGCAGCAAAAGGGACAAGCUCAAACGAUCCUCAUCAUCAUCAGCUGUCGACCAGCAGCACUCGACCAACACUACUACUGAUCAGCAGUUAGCAGCAGGUGGAAGCAGGAGGAGGAAUGGGUCCGGCAGCAGCGUGACGGUGCGCCCACAUUCGGCUGGGGUGGAGGUGGUGACGAGCAGCGAUAAGGGUGGUGGGUUCGAACUGUCGAGGGUGGUGGAAGCUGUCAUACAAGAAGGCUUCGAUGUCACCAGCUGUGUUUCCACCCAAAGGCAAGCCCGCUUCUACAACACUAUGCAGUGCCAAGCUAGUGCGGCUAAUAGCUAUAUCGAUCUGACAGCGCUGGAGCGAAAACUCAACCAUGUUUUAUCAUACCAGUGA